This is a messenger RNA of Pocillopora meandrina, 1399 nucleotides long. The record is from the annotation of a GenBank genome assembly. Lineage: Eukaryota; Metazoa; Cnidaria; Anthozoa; Scleractinia; Pocilloporidae.
AUCGUGGUGAGUCAAACGUCUGCUAAGCCAGGUAACAGCGUUAGUGCCUCAGUCGGUUCUUCACCCACAAACCGAUGUAAAAAUGUCUACUUCAGCCUCCAUGCAGGAACACCAAACAAAAAGAUUGGAACACUUCUUCAGGAAAUGAAUAAACAGCUUAUGCACGUUAAAAAUGAUGUCAGCAUUAUCAAAGCGAGAAACAUUUUAUGUAAAGGUAUAUUCACACUAGAUCAUCAUUUUUCUUUUCCACUUUUUUGGAAUUGUUCCUCAGAUAAAGGAAAUUCUAUGGAUUUUAAUCUUGUCUAUCCUGUCCUGAUUAACCUCAUCUCGUAAGAAUCUACAGAAACUCUCCUUAGGGAAAUAAAAGAGACACUCGAAAUGCAAAACGACAUUGCUUCUAUCAAAGAAAACUAGACCCUUAUUGAAUCUCGACACACCUGUACUGAAGGUAAGAGACAAAUGGAGAAGCUUGUCAUGUUAUCAACAAAGUCUUACGAUUCUUGCGCAAAUCCAUCUCAUAUGUCUUCCAACAGUUAAGAAGAACUGUGCUGAGCUGUACAAAUCUGGUAAAACAACAAGCGGCGUUUAUACAAUCGACCCUGAUGGUCUCGGUGCCUUUAAGUCUUCUGUGACCAAACGACAGCCGGCGGGGGGGGGGACAGUGUUUCAGAGAAGACUGGAUGGCUCGGUUGACUUCCAUCGCCGCUGGACCGAUUACAAGAAUAGCUUUGGUAAUCUGUAUGGUGAGUUUUGGCUGGGACUGGACAAGAUACACCGUCUUACAACAGCAAUAAAGAACAAGAUCCGUGUACAUCUGAUAGACACCAAAGGUAAAACUGCUUACGCCGAAUACAACAUGUUUGCUGUUGCCAGUGAGAAGAAUAAAUACAAGCUGUGCGUUGGAACAUACUCAGGUAACCUCAGCAAUAAUUAAGAAAUCUGUUGCUGAGAGAACUUGCAGUAUUCAUUGACUGAACUUGGAACAGCACUAUCAACUGUGCCUUAAUAAAACAAAUUGGAAUCCCUUAAGUAUUCGCUAGCAGAUAUAUAAAUCAGAAAAUGAUAGCUCGUCGAUGGGCUUUUUUUAUAAUUGCAUAGCACCAUGGGACAAAUUUCCUCCGCGGCCUUGAUGACUUCACAUUUUUCAGGAACUGCAGGCGAUUCUCUUUCUCUUCAUCGUGGCCAGCCCUUCGCAACCAAAGACAAGGACAGAAAUCGCUGUGCUGUGACCUACAAAGGAGCCUGGUGUUACGAUGGCUGUCAUCGCUCCAACCUGAAUGGACUGUACCAUCACGGAGCGCACUCAUGUUAUGCCGACGGAGUCAACUGGUAUGACUGGAAAGGAUAUCACUACUCCGUCAAGAAAGCUGAAAUGAAAAUCAGACCGGUGCAAGUUUAG